Molecule: messenger RNA, 1420 nt
Organism: Saprolegnia diclina VS20
Lineage: Eukaryota; Oomycota; Saprolegniomycetes; Saprolegniales; Saprolegniaceae
Exons: 1
Coding region: 4-1347 (447 amino acids)
Source: RefSeq, a predicted model, not a curated record
GCGAUGCGCUUGCUCAACACGUACGAAGCCAUCUUGGCCCGCGUCCACGACCUCCGCCUCGACUCGCCGCUCAUCGGCGUCGUCGACCUCGACGUGCUCGACCCCUCGACGUUCGACGUCCGUGCGUACGUUCCGGCGCUGCAGGCGUCGCUCACCUCGCUCUUGCUGACGACGCCAGCGCUGCAAGAGGUGCUCGUGCCAGGCAAGACAGCGACGAUCGGCGCCACCGACGACCAGCUGCGCGCGGCCACCGUCGAGCUGCGCGACGAGACGGACGACCUGCUCACCAACUUGCUGACGAUCCACUUUGACCUCGUGGACGAGGUGCCGGUGCGCGUUGUGGUCACGCACCCGUCCCCGGUGCUGGUGCGGGUGUACCUUGUCGUCGGACAUGCCUUUACGGACGGCCACUCGCUCUUUUCGACGCUCGCACUGCUCCUCGCCGGUGUCUCGGACGACGAGCCGUCAACUUCAACUGCCCCGUCGCGGACGCCGUGGGCGCCGCGCCCGCAGCCGCACGACUUGCCGUCGGACGUCACGUGGUGGCACGAAGUGACGGGCAUGGCGGCGUACUCGCUCCUCGUUCUCAAGCAAAAGCUGUUUGGGCAUCUCUGGAAGCCCAAGACCGACACGAACGAGACGAUUGCAAACGCGCUCUUGAGCGGACCCGAGUCGUACCCGCAAUUUGCCUACUCGGCGACAGUCCCGGCGCCGAUUGUGGCCCGUCUCCGAACGGCUUGUCGUGACCGAGGCUUGACCCUCUCGUCGCUCUUCAACGCCGUCCUCAUGGCGACCGCGAUGGAGCGUUUUGAGCCACCGAGCGUCACGGCGCAGACAAUGAUCAACCUGCGCUGGCACCACGUGCCGACCGCGGGCCUCGGCGGCUACUUGGCUGACUCGGACUUGGCGACGUUAUACGCUGCCGACUACACUGCCGACGCGCUGCUGGCACCGACGACGCUCUGGGCCAUGGCCCACGACGCCAAGUGGAUCCUGUCGCCGCGGAUGCUCAAGCGCGCGGUCGGUCGGUCGUUCUUUAUCAACCGGCAUCUCGAGGCGAUUCGUCGCGUGCCCGCCGUCGAGAUUGCGACGGGCGACCUCAUGGCCGCCAGCUUUGUGACGUCCAACCUCGGUGCCACCCCGUACUUUGCGUCGUCGUACCCGCGUGGCCUCGGCGUGCGCGCGUCGCGCUUCUACUAUGGCGCGAUGGUGCCCUUCUUUGCGUUUAGCACGUGCAAGGACUUGCACGUGACGCUCACGAGCCGCACCGCGUGGCUCUCGAUGGCCGACGCGGAAGCGUGGCUGGCGUCCUUUGUGACGACGCUCACGUCCCUCGUCGACGCGUAGUGUCUCUUGCUCAGCUCUCAUCAGUCGCAACUCGCAUGCUGCCUAAGCCCAAGAUAAUGUAUGGACGCUCCCA